Molecule: messenger RNA, 864 nt
Organism: Cutaneotrichosporon cavernicola
Lineage: Eukaryota; Fungi; Basidiomycota; Tremellomycetes; Trichosporonales; Trichosporonaceae
Gene: SEC17
Exons: 4
Coding region: 1-864 (287 amino acids)
Biological process (GO): SNARE complex disassembly; intracellular protein transport
Cellular component (GO): vacuolar membrane; SNARE complex
Molecular function (GO): syntaxin binding; soluble NSF attachment protein activity
Source: RefSeq, a predicted model, not a curated record
AUGGCCCGUGGAGACGACUUUUUCGCAAAGGCCGAGAAGAAGGCUUCGUCCUCGACAGGCUGGUUCUCUUCCUCCUCCACGAAGUGGGAGGAGGCAGCCGACCUCUUCCAGCAGGCAGGCAAUGCGUACAAAGUCGACGGGGCGUGGGCGCAAAGUGGCAAGGCAUUUGAGAAGGAGGCUGGGUGCCGACUCAAGGCGGACGAGAAGAAUGACGCGAUGAACGCCUUCCACAACGCCGCAAAGAGCUUGAAGAAGGUGGACCCUGCGGCCGCGGUCAACGCGCUCCACCAGACUAUCAAGCUCGUGCUCGACGCCGGUAAUUUCCGACAGGCAGCGGACCGCGAGAAGGAGAUUGCACAGAUCUACGCACAGGACGGGCUCGAUAUCGCAAAGGCGCGCGAUAGCUACCAGCGCGCUGGAGACUGGUACAAGCAGGAAGAUGCGAAUGCAACGGCAAACCAGUGCUACCAGAGCGCGGCUGAGCUGAGCGCUGACCUAGGCGAUUACCAGCGCGCCGUGCAGCUGUACACGACUGUGGCGGACUGGUCGCUCACCUCGCCAUUGACCAAGUACAGCGUCAAGGAGUACUGGCUGCGCGCAAUCAUGUGCAGCAUUGCAAUGGGCGAUCUCGUGCUCGCGCAACGCAACCUCAACGAGUUUGCGCACAAGGACCUCACGUUCCCCAGUACCCGCGAGGCCAAGUUUGCAAAGGAGCUUGUUGACGCGUGCGAGGAGGCCGACGUCGACCGCUUCACCGCCGCAGUGUUCCAGUACGACCAGGUUACCAAGCUCGACAACUGGAAGACUAAGAUUCUGCUGCACGUCAAGAAGGCGCUCGAGGAAGACGAGGGAGGCCUGACUUAG